This is a messenger RNA of Linepithema humile (Argentine ant), 2958 nucleotides long. RefSeq names its product fas-binding factor 1-like (gene twy). Gene Ontology annotation, biological process: cilium assembly; establishment of epithelial cell polarity. Lineage: Eukaryota; Metazoa; Arthropoda; Insecta; Hymenoptera; Formicidae. The record is from RefSeq and is a predicted model, not a curated record. Gene Ontology annotation, cellular component: ciliary transition fiber; ciliary basal body; centriole.
CACUGCUUGCGUCUCAAAUCUGGCCACACUGCCAUAGACAUAAUGAAAGAAGGGAGAAAAAGGUGGAAAUGUAUUGAGGAAAAUAUUUCUAAUCAAUAAUUAACUGUCAGUUAUGCAAAGCGAGCAGUAUCAAUUUUAAUGUACAGUCAUAUUUAUUCUUUUUUGUGAUGCAUUUCUCAAAUAAUGUAAUGUGUAUUAUGUAUUCUAUUAUGGAUUUAUUUAUUGUCAAUGAGAGCAAUAAGCAAUAAAAUAAUUGCUCUCAAAAGCCAUAUGAGCUGAAUUGUAUAUAUUUUAUGAUUGACUGAAUAAUUGCAUAAAUGCAACAAAAAUGGUUGAAAUGGUAGAAGACAUGGAUAGUUUAGAUGACAAACUGUUUGGUGAUGCAUUUAAGAGGAACUCAUCCACGGAGAAUAGCAAAAGACGAAUUACAUUUGCAGAUGAAGAUGAUCCAUUAACUGAUUUGUUAGCUGAAAAAGAAGAUUUUCCAUCAAGUCAAAAAAAUCCAAUGCCAGUAAAAGAUAAGCGAAAUAUAAUAGAUGAUUUAUUUAAUAAGAAGGUUUCCAAUGAAUCAUUAACAAAAUCAAAAUCUGAUGAAAAAGAGAACAGCUUGAUGUCUGCAUUAAGUGCUACAGGAUUUGAUCAACCAAAAGCAUCAGAUGAUAAAGCAAAAAAGUUAUCCCUGAUGCAAGAUUUGUUUGGAAAUACAUUACACAUGUCACCAUCAAAAGAAUCAAACAUUAGUAAAAAGUCUGUUCAGUCAGAACAGGUUGCACAAUAUACAAUGGAGGUUUCUAAGACACAAUCACAACAUUCGACAUAUGCACCAACAGCUUUAGGAACACGAGAAUCUCGUAGAGGAAAGAGGACUUCAGAGAUAAUGAAUGAUCCUCUAGGAUUAUUUUCUUUGAGCACAACAUCAAGUAAAACUGGACAAACUACACUAGAAAGACAUGCAGUGUCUACAGAUUCAAAUAACGAUAAAUUAGAAACUAAAGAUUUACCAGAUUGGUUGGAACCUAAAAAGACACAAGAAGAUAAAACUAGCAAUUAUACUCAAGAGAGAACAAUGCCAACUGAAGAAUUAUUUAAACACAGAAGAUCUGAUUCCGAUAAAAUUAUUCAAGAUGUAACAAACAUACAAGAGAAUGAGACAAGAGUAACUGAAUCACUGCCACAUGAGAAGGAACGAUUAAGAAAAUUAUCAGACAGUCAAAAUAUAGAAACUAAUGAAUCCGAAAAACGAAAAAUUAAGGAAGAUUAUCCUGAAUCCAACACAAUGGAUGUUUUAAUUAAUUCCGAUAUAAAUAAAAAUUCAGGAAAAGCACAAGAUAAUUUAAUUAGCAAAAACACAAGCUAUGAAAAUGUAAUCCAGAAGCUGGAAUUAGAAAAGUCUCAUCUGACAGUAACAAUACAUAGUUUAAACGAAAAAUAUGAAAAUGAAAUAAUGAUUCUAGACGAAUCAUAUAAACGGCAAAUAGGAUUCCUGCAAGAGAGAACAGAUACAUUGGAGAAAAGAAUGCAACAAGAACUUGAAUGUUUAGAAACAGAUUAUGAAGCAAAGAUUGAAAAAUUAAAGAACGAAAAAAUGAAAAUUGAAACAUCUUACAAGGAAGAAAUACAGAAUUUAAAGAAGGAACAUGCGCAAAGUAUAGAAGAAAUUUAUGAACGCCAUUCUCAAAAUAUAAGACUGCUGCAGAAAGAACAUUUUGAUACUAUAGAGAAUAUAUUAAAAAUGAGAGAAAUUGAGAAUUUAGCUAUGACAACUAUAGCGACUCACAAGACUGACUUGCAGAAUUUGUUACAAAAAGCUAAUUUUAUUAUAGAGAAUAUAAAAAAUGUGCAAGAAAAGACUGACCAAAGAGAUGACCAAAGCGUAAAGUUAAGAGAGUACUACUUAAAGAAUCAGGAAGAAGAUAUGCAAAUACGAAAUAUGGAAAUAAAGAAACAACAGGAGCUACUGGAACAAGAACGUGACAAAAUGAUGAAAGUAGCAAAUAGAUUGGAUUCGCACGUUUCGCAAUUAGUGCUUGAUUUAGAAAAAAAAAGUACUUUGCUCAACGAGGCGCUGGAAACGUUAAAAAGAAGAGAAGAAUUUUUGUCACACGAAAGAGAAGCAUUUGAAGAAAAAGUACGAUGGGAACGUAAUCAUUUACAGGCUCUAAAAGAAUCUUGGUUAAAUGAACAAGAGAGGCAACUGAAGGCUUUAACAAAGGAAAAAGAGAUUAUUGCGGCUAAAAAAAGGCAAUAUGAAGUUUUAAGGACAAUAAAAACUAAUACGGAUAAUAUUACGAAGAUAGAGUCAGCUGCUGCUAUAAAAACAGCUCAAGAUGCUACUUUACUCACAAAUCAGGAACGAUUAAAAUGGCAAGAAAAACUCAAAUAUCUUGAAGCGCAGCAACAGGCUUUACAGAAAAAAGAAUACCGGCUUUUAACACAUGCUCAAGAUCUCGAAAACUUUACACAGAUAGCAUUCACGAAAAAUGAGGAAGCUAUUAAAGCACUAAAAGAAGCACGCCAUAUCGAAAACGAGCAUAAAGUUAAAUUUGAUCCUCACUUUGGCAUACUUGAAAAGUUUAAUUCAGCAAGUGAAAAGUUGGCUUUGACAAAUGCUCAAGUGGCAAAAUUGAAAAGAACUACGAAUGCUCCAUAUAAUUAUGCAGACAAGCGAACAUUAUCCAAUCAACAACACGCAUUUCAAGUUGCUACUCAUUUUACAGAGGUUGUAGAUCCUCAAUUGGUAAUGUUGAAAUUGAACCUGGAUGACCAAUUGGAUAACGUUCAAUAUAUGACUGCCAUGAAACUUUGAUACAACGUUAGAUAUAUAUUAACAUCAAUCAAUGCAUAUAAAAAUAUCAGUAUAAUAAAUAGACUAUUACAUACUUCUUAUAUCUAAAAACGUAUAAAAAUUGUUUAAUAUUUUAUGUAUUUUGAAUAACAGACAAUAAACAUUGACACUUA